This is a messenger RNA of Tripterygium wilfordii, 2987 nucleotides long. RefSeq names its product putative pentatricopeptide repeat-containing protein At3g15130. The record is from RefSeq and is a predicted model, not a curated record. Gene Ontology annotation, molecular function: zinc ion binding; RNA binding; protein binding. NCBI's taxonomy places the organism in Eukaryota, Viridiplantae, Streptophyta, Magnoliopsida, Celastrales, Celastraceae. The transcript is spliced from 2 exons. Gene Ontology annotation, biological process: RNA modification. Bases 711 to 2717 code for a protein of 668 amino acids.
GACGGUCACCCUAGGGAGGAGUGGAGGACUGAAUGGCCGGUCAAACUGAUGGAAGCUAAUUCCGAGUCGUCUUCCUCUUCCUCUUCCUUUUUCAUAGUUUCAUGCUAUUACCGUCUUACGCCCGUGGAUCACAUUCCUUCUUUUCUUCCUUUGACUCUCUUUUCCGUGAGAUCCCUCUUCAAUAUCUUUGACAAGUAAAGACAUGGGCCAGAUAAGAUCAAUUUAGUCCAUUACCACUAGAUUUGGAAAUUCCACAGCUAGGAAUAUUGCAGACGAUUCAGAUUUCAAUGAUUUUGAGAAAAAUAAUAUUCAUCUUGUUUGCGAAUGUAUUUGCACGACUCCCUUCUCAUUUCUGUGGAAUGUGAACCCUUUUGAUUUUCUAAAUGCAGAUAGAAGUGAAUCUAUUCCAUGCCGUGAAAAGAUCUUCCCUGACACCACAAGGAUAUUGUUAGAAGCUGCGCUUCCAGAGACUGAACCUGAACUCUUAUUUGCGUUGGUUUGGGCCAAUCAACAACUUGAGUAGGAACUUGUCGAACCCAUCUGCCAGAUUUUUACAAUUUCAUCUGCGGUUGUGAUUAUGGUUCUACUUGAGUUGGCGUGUAUUUUGAUGAUGUGAAAAAUGAUUUUUAUUCAGUUUCGUAAGGUUGUCUUUUUCAUUGCUGAGUGAAAGGCAGAGAUAUGCAAACUUAUUGCGGUUCUGUUCACGGAAAAUGUUGAUUGAUCAGGGAGUGCAAGUCCAUGGAGCCGUAGUGAGGAUGGGAUUUGGUUGUGAUUUAAUGCUAAGCAAUGAUCUUGUCGAUAUGUAUGGAAAAUGUGGGAAGAUGGACCUGGCAUGUGCAGUGUUUGAUAAAAUGCCUGACAGAAAUGUGGUUUCUUGGACAGCUCUUAUGUGUGGGUUUUUACAGAAGGGUAAUCCUGAAGUGUCAUUAUAUUUCUUCUGUCAAAUGGGUUCUUCUGGUAUUAGACCGAAUGAUUUCACUCUAUCUACUAACCUUAAAGCUUGUGGGGUAAUGCGAUUUGGUGACAUUGGAAUGCAGAUUCAUGGCAUCUGUGUGAAAACUGGAUUUGAAAGGACUCCUGUGGUAGGAAAUGCUAUCAUGGACAUGUACUCAAAAUGUGGAAGAAUUUCUGAAGCUGUCCAAAUGUUUGAUGUUAUACCACUUAGAAAUCUUAUAUGUUGGAAUACUAUGAUAGCAGGAUAUACAGCAACAGGGUAUGGAGAGAAAGCGAUACUGUUGUUUAGGGAAAUGCAAGAACAUGGGGAGGUGCCUGAUGAGUUCACGUUUACAAGCACACUGAAGGCUUGCAGUGGUCUUGGAGCAAUUCGGGAAGGAAACCAAAUUCAUGCACACUUGAUCACUACUGGAUUUCCAUGUUCUGUUAAGACAACUAUUACUGGUGCUCUUAUUGAUGUUCUUGUGAAAUGUGGAAACUUGACUGAAGCUAGGAAGCUGUUUGAUCGGAUUGAACAAAAGAAUGUGAUAUCCUGGAGCUCCCUGAUACUAGGUUAUGCUCAGGAAGAAAACCUGGGAGAGGCCAUGAACUUGUUUAGGCAGCUUAGGGAUAGCAGUAUUCAAAUUGAUGGGUUUGUCCUGUCAAGCAUGGCAGGUGUGUUUGCUGAUUUUGCUCUAGUGGUGCAAGGCAGGCAAAUGCACGCAUAUGCUAUUAAAAUCCCAUCUGGGUUAGAUAUAUCAGUAACCAAUUCGAUUGUGGAUAUGUAUCUCAAGUGUGGGGAGAUAGAUGAGGCCAAGAAACUUUUCUGUGAAAUGCCAUUUAGAAAUGUGGUUUCUUGGACUGUUAUGAUUACGGGUUAUGGAAAGCAUGGACUUGGCAAGGAAGCAGUUAAUCUCUUUAAAGAAAUGCAAUUAGAUAAUAUCAAGCCUGAUGAUGUGACCUAUCUGGCUAUACUUUCGGCCUGUAGCCAUUCUGGACUUGUUGAUGAAAGUCAAGAAUACUUCUUAAGCUUAAUUCACGACCGGCAGAUUAAGCCUCGAGUGGAGCAUUAUGCUUGCAUGGUCGAUCUGCUUGGCCGAGCCGGACGGUUAAACGAAGCUAAGAAACUUAUUGAUAGCAUGCCUCUGAAGCCAAAUAUAGGGAUAUGGCAGACAUUGCUCAGUGCUUGUAGAUUGCAUGGAGACCUGGAAAUGGGAAGAGAAGUGGGUGAAAUUCUUUUGAGAUUAGAUGGUUGUAACCCAGUCAAUUAUGUAAUGAUGUCGAAUAUGUAUGCUGAGGCUGGAUACUGGAAGGACUGUGAGAGAGUAAGAGAAUUAGUGAAGACAAAGGGAUUGAAGAAAGAAGCGGGACGCAGUUGGGUAGAGAUUGACAAGAAGGUUCAUUUCUUUUAUGGUGGAGAUGAUACUCACCCACUCACGGUGAAGAUUCAUGAAGUUUUAAAGGAAAUGGAAAGGAGGAUGAAAGAAGAAAUAGGUUAUAUUCGCAGAUUGAAAUACGCGCUGCAUGAUGUAGAAGAAGAAUCAAAGGAAGAAAGCUUGAGAGUUCACAGUGAGAAGUUGGCAAUAGGGCUGGCAUUGGUUUGUGGUGGCUUCGACGGAAGGGGAGGGGUGAUACGGAUUUUCAAAAACUUGAGAGUUUGUGGUGAUUGUCAUGAUUUCAUCAAGGGUUUAUCAGAGAUUCUGAAGUUGGUGUUUGUGGUGAGGGAUGCCAAUCGGUUUCACAGGUUUGAAGAUGGGCUCUGUUCUUGUGGAGAUUAUUGGUGAUGCAAUUGAUAUCAUUCUUUGAAAUUUUCUUCUCCAUUGAAGACCUGCUAUGAGCCAUUCUGGGAAGUUGAGUUUCUCAUGUCUCCAAUCUUCACAAGAACAUGAAGAGAGAGGCCUUCCGGAGGAACGAGAGAAAGAGAAGUACAUCUCUUUGUGAUAUGUUGUCAUCAUUGGAUUUACACCAAACUGCAUUCUUUCUUUAAAUCUCUUCAUUUGAAAGGCCAAAUCCCUGCUUUUAAUAGAGAGAUGAUAUUAUGCAUCUUAUUGAAA